Messenger RNA from Haplochromis burtoni (Burton's mouthbrooder), 2510 nucleotides. Its product is annotated as gamma-aminobutyric acid type B receptor subunit 1. Gene Ontology annotation, biological process: gamma-aminobutyric acid signaling pathway; G protein-coupled receptor signaling pathway. The record is from RefSeq and is a predicted model, not a curated record. Gene Ontology annotation, molecular function: G protein-coupled GABA receptor activity. Bases 1124 to 2488 code for a protein of 454 amino acids. The transcript has 8 exons. Lineage: Eukaryota; Metazoa; Chordata; Actinopteri; Cichliformes; Cichlidae. Gene Ontology annotation, cellular component: G protein-coupled receptor heterodimeric complex; membrane.
AACGUUUAUUCAGCAAGUCUGAGGUGUGGCAGGGAGUGUAAAGACUGGGGGGAGAGGUUCUUAUCGGAGGAAAGAUAAAUGCUCGGGGCUGUGUAAAGGGAUUGUAAAGUGGUUUGUGAAACGGAGGGACGAAGCAUCCUCCUCCUCUCUCUCUCCGCUCUCGCACGCUGCUGCAGUCAGCCACAGCGGGCUCAGCAGCUCCCGUCAUUUUUCUCGGCUCUCUCCCGAGCGGCCGACUGCAUUCCAGCAACACCGAGGCCACUUUUUCAUCUGAAGAUCGACCUUGCUGUCUAGUCGACCGUUCUCCUAUUGGAUUACUGAAAGCCAGGCUUUUUCAUUUGUAUGGUGUGGUCUGUGUACAACAUGUUUAAAACGUGCUAAUAAGGCUUUGGACUGGAGAUCCGUGAGUAGGCUAUGGAUGUAGGCGGAUAAGAUGGAGAAGGGCAGAUAAAUGACGGAGAGGACAAAUUAAAUCUCCGCGUGUCUUCGUGGGCUCGGUGUGGAUGGUUCUCAAUUUUUCAUAAGCAGAAAAAGGAAAGCAUCGUUACAGCAAUCGGUUAUCUCCUGGAAACAGAGAGAAGCUGAAAUCCAGGCAGCCUCCGACACUUUCGGUACCUUAGACGGUGGAAAGAGCCUGAAGCCUGAUUCAGUCACCAAUCUCAACCUUCUAUUCAACUCCAGCAACUUUAAAGCUGCUUUCUGCCAAUGAAUUGUCCCCCCGGUUUACCAGCUGCAUUUAAUAAGUUUGAUGGAGAUCGUUGUACCUGUGGACAGAGUACUUUAUAAAAGCGUUGAAGCUGCGUGUUUACAAGUUCUGUUCCAAACACAAGCGAUGAUAGGUUUCCUAGUUUUAAUGUAACGGGAGAAGAGCUUGAUGACAGUCAUCUGCGUUGAUUUGAAUUGUUUGUCGGUUGCAAAAAGCUUACGAUCACAUUAAAAUUAUGUAAAUAACACAGAAUUGCAAAUGGGCUCUCUUCUCUCAGGAACACCAGCGUGUGCUCAUUCAUAGAAUUGCAUUCUUCACGAGCCACACGCAAUACCACCUUGCUCCCUCCAAGCCGAAAAGUGUAUAGAAGGAAUACACUGACUCCAAGCUUCGCUCAACCUUCAGCAUCCCCCAGCUAUGAAAAGGCUUUGCCAAAACCUCCCCCGUAGGCCGGUCUCCCGCUACUCUCUGACCUUUAUCCUUACUGUUCUAUCCUGCUCCUGCCCGGCUCUAGGCAAGAAGAAGCUCUACAUUGGAGCCCUGUUUCCCAUGAGUGGAGGCUGGCCUGGUGGACAAGCCUGCCUCCCCGCUGCUCAGAUGGCCCUGGACUUGGUGAAUAAUAGGACAGACAUCCUGCCUGACUAUGAGCUGGAGCUGAUACAUUAUGACAGUAUGUGUGAUCCUGGUGAGGCCACCAAGCUGCUGUAUGACCUUCUGUACACAGAGCCUAUCAAAAUCGUGUUGAUGCCAGGCUGCAGCUCUGUGUCCACACUGGUGGCCGAAGCUGCUCGCAUGUGGAACCUCAUAGUGCUGUCAUAUGGCUCCAGCUCUCCUGCUCUGUCCAACCGACAGCGCUUCCCCACUUUCUUCCGUACUCAUCCAUCUGCUACACUGCACAACCCCACUCGGGUUCAGCUCUUCCAGAAGUGGAAAUGGACCAAGAUUGCCACUAUCCAGCAAACAACAGAAGUAUUUACCUCAACUCUGGAUGAUCUGGAGGAGAGGGUGAAGGAGGCAGGGAUUGAAAUCAGUGUUCGUCAGAGCUUCCUAACCGACCCAGCUGUGGCUGUCAAAAAUCUCAAGCGUCAAGAUGCCAGAAUUAUUGUCGGCCUGUUCUAUGAGACAGAGGCAAGGAAAGUCUUCUGUGAGGUAAUGUUCUCAGUGUGUCCUGUGUCUAACUAUUGCUCUGUCAUGGUCUCCCGUAUCCAGACCUCUCAAGAGUUUCUUGCUCAGCUCAUGUCCAAACUUGGGGGUAAAAAUCCAGAAGAAACUGGUGGUUUCCAAGAGGCUCCGCUGGCGUAUGAUGCUGUGUGGGCUCUAGCGCUGGCCCUCAACAAAACCAUUGGGCCCCUUAGGGCCAAGGGUCAUCGUCUUGAAGAUUUCAACUAUAACAACCGAGAUAUCACUGCUGAGAUCUACCGAGCAAUGAACACCAGCUCUUUUGAAGGAGUGUCUGGUCAUGUUGUAUUUGAUGCUCAAGGAUCUCGAAUGGCCUGGACUUUAAUUGAACAGCUUCAAGGAGGAAGCUAUAAAAAGAUCGGAUACUACGACAGCACUAAAGGCAAUCUGUCCUGGUAUGGGAAUGACAAGUGGAUAGGUGAGGAACAUUCAUCUUCCUAUGCCCCUUUGUUUCUCUGUCUUAUACUCCACCCUGCACCCUUGUUCCCCCAAAUUCCUUUUUCCUCCCUCUGUUGUUACCCUCUCCUCUUUACCAUCUCACUGUCUGUGGUCAAAGAUUGGUGGUCAAUUUGCAUACAUUUUUUUAGGUUUUCUUUAGCAUAGAAUAGAAUAGAAUAGCCUUUAU